AUGCAAAGAGACGCAAAGCAGGCGGUGCUGGUCAUUGGCUCUGUUAAUGCCGAUGUGGUCGUUGAGGUUCGCCGACUGCCUCGUCGGGGCGAGACCGUAUCGGCGGCCAGACCCGACACGGGCACGUUCGCGCCCGGGGGCAAAGGCAGUAACCAGGCGGCAGCCGCUGGAAAGCUCCUUGGCCUUCAGCACCCGACGCUCGACGUCCGCUUUAUCGGUCAGUUUGGUCGCGACGCACACGGCACCGCGCUGCAAAAUGCCCUGUGCGACGCGCACGUCCACACGGAGCUCUGUGGCCACGUGGACGGACCGUCUGGUCAAGCGCUCGUGUUUGUCUACCCGAACGGGGACAACUCGAUCGUCGUUAUAGGCGGUGCUAACUGCAGAUGGCCCGAAGCGCUGCCUGAAGCUGUCGUUGCUGCGAUUGAGUCGGCGGCGAUCGUGUUGCUGCAGUGUGAGAUCCCCGAAGCGGUCAAUGCACUGGUCGUGAAGGCAGCAGCUCGAGCGGCGGUGCCCGUCAUGUGGGACGCGGGCGGCGACGACGUCCCCCUGCGAGCGGAUCUCUUGCCCCAUUUGACGUAUCUGUGUCCAAACGAGACAGAGCUGGCGCGGCUGACCCAGCGCGAGGUCCACAGCGUUGACGAUGCAAUGGCAGCGGCACAGCUCUUGCAAGCACAGGGCGCGAAGAACGUUCUGGUGACGCUCGGAGCGGACGGGGCCGUGUUUGUCCCGGCGGACGGCUCGAACGCAGUGCAUCAAAAGUGCUUUCAGGUGGACACUGUGGUGGACACGACAGGUGCAGGUGACUGCUUCCGGGGGGCGUUCGCCGUUGCGCUUGCCGAAGGUCAGGCGGUGAAGAACUGUAUGGUACGGGCGACGGCAGCCAGUGCACUGUGCGUGCAGCGUCGAGGUGCGUUGCCGAGUCUUCCGACGAGCGAAGAGGUCAACACGUUCCUAGCAGAAUCGGGGAUGGGUGCAGACAGUAUGGACACGACCGUGACGUGA
Messenger RNA from Hyaloperonospora brassicae, 1005 nucleotides. Lineage: Eukaryota; Oomycota; Peronosporomycetes; Peronosporales; Peronosporaceae. The record is from the annotation of a GenBank genome assembly.